AUGGAUUCGUCAUUCGAUUCUUACGAAUCAGCUUUACCCAAGCUAAAGUUGGCUGAAGUUCAGUCAGAUUUAAACACCGAUGAUGAGAGCAGCAAGAAAAGCCGUGGAAUAAGGAAAAGAGUCACAGAAUCAUCUAGUGAAGAUGACAAUUCUGGUGAAGAUGUGGAAGACGUACCCACAUUUCCAGCUGUGCCAAAGCCGAAACCAUGCAUCCAAAGACCUAUAUUACCGCAGACAUCAGCUUCUUCAGAUUAUAUGGAAGUGAAUGCCACAGCCUCUGCCACAGCAAUUGAUGAGCCAGCCACAGACUGCCGUACGUGCAGCUGCAAGUUUAAUGAAGUCCUGCAAAUAUUGAGGGAACAACAUACACCAAAUAAAAACCAAAAUGGAAACAAGGAAACCUUUGAUGAUUUUACUGAGAAGUUGCCAAUUAAGUCUGAGGAAGAAAUCUUUGCAUGGGAAAAACAAUUAAGCUCAAAAGAUGAGCAAAAAAAGAUGAUAUCAUUUCUUGCCUACAUUGGAGGACAUGAGGUAAAUACUAUUGUCAAAAAUAUUUUGAGGAAGCUUCUUACAGAUGCUGUUGCAUCCCUCUUCAACUGGGAAAGGAAGAAGGGAAAAAAAAUGUUUUCCUCCCUAAUAAUAUCUGAUUGCAUGAAAAAGGCAGCAGACCAAAGCCCCAAUUUAAAGGCACGGAGCAGGACAUUAUUACAGCUAUUAAGAACUGGAUGCGACAUGCCUCAGCAAGACUGA
This is a messenger RNA of Ceutorhynchus assimilis (cabbage seed weevil), 750 nucleotides long. NCBI's taxonomy places the organism in Eukaryota, Metazoa, Arthropoda, Insecta, Coleoptera, Curculionidae. The record is from the annotation of a GenBank genome assembly.